AUGCAUUAUCCAGGGACGCCCUAAAAUCAUCUUGCAAGAUUACUACUAAUGUUCACAGCUAUAGAAUUAGUGGUUGCAGGGAUCUUUUAUUCUUAUUAUGGAUACUUCGUGGUAGGAUAAAGCAAAUCAAUUGCAGCUGCCGAAGGGAAAAGUGGUGUCAUGUGGGCUACCUUCUUUUUAUCUUUAUUCUUAUUUGGAGUAGCAGCAUUCACAUCUUUGGUAAUCAAAAAGAUGAGCAACAGAUGCAUUACUAUAAUUUAUACAUUCUUACUAAUGUGUUGCUUGUUGAUAUUCGGAGCAUUCUCAGUAGGAGGACCAAUGGCAAGAGAUGCAGUAGCACAAGAGUUUGAUUCUUAAUGCAAAAAUGUUUCAAGCGACAUCUUUAAAGUAGAUGCUUUGUACGGAAUAGGAAAUGCUUAACUUUGUGGUCCAUCAUGUGCAUGUGCCGCAGAUCCAAAGCUUUGGAAUGAAUACUCAGCACCUAAAAAUGAUUAAAAAGCAUCAACAACCCAAAAUGUACUUAAUGCAGGAACUUCCACUGCUACUUCUGCAACCAGCUAAGUUAAUAAUGGUAUUGUAUAUUCAGCUACAGGUGCACACAACUUUCCUGAAUGCAAAGGAAUAUCAACAACGCUUUAAUUAUUUAUUACAGCAAAUAUUAGUAAUUCUGGUGAUGAACUUAAACUAGGAAUAUCUGUGCUAGAUGGGGUAGAGAGAGAUUUUAACUGUGCAGGAUUCUGUAUAAAUUCUAAAUUCUUCACAUUUUCCGAGGUUAGCUAAGGUCCUCCUCCCUAAACAUGUGUUAAAGCAAUAAACUAAGCGAUGGAUGGUUUGGCAAGAGUUACAAUGUUUUCAGGUUUAGUUUACUUUGUCUCAACAUUAAUUGGAGUUGUGAUAGCUUUCAUGUUGAUAUGCUCUAGAUUUGAUCCAAAAGGUCAUCAUUUUAAUGAGCUAAAUGAAUCCUGA
Molecule: messenger RNA, 966 nt
Organism: Stylonychia lemnae
Lineage: Eukaryota; Ciliophora; Spirotrichea; Sporadotrichida; Oxytrichidae
Source: the annotation of a GenBank genome assembly